Molecule: messenger RNA, 1206 nt
Organism: Lottia gigantea (owl limpet)
Lineage: Eukaryota; Metazoa; Mollusca; Gastropoda; Lottiidae
Exons: 6
Coding region: 1-1206 (401 amino acids)
Biological process (GO): positive regulation of proteasomal ubiquitin-dependent protein catabolic process; protein polyubiquitination
Molecular function (GO): protein binding
Source: RefSeq, a predicted model, not a curated record
AUGGCGGCGCCCAGGGCAAAGAAGAAAAAGAGAGAGAGGGUGUUAAAAAGCAAAGUAACUACUGAUCCAGAUUCUGUAGAAACUGAUUGUGCUGCUUAUGUUCUCACCAGUUUCCCUUACAUACUACAAAACAUAUUUGAAAAUUUCUCAGCUAGAAGGCUUACUAGCUGUUCACGUGUAUGUAAAAUUUGGAAGGAAAUAGCAGAUAGAGUUUUAAAAGCCCGUCCUCCAUUCUAUUGGGAUUAUUUUACCGAGAAUGAAAAGGAAGCUAACAAGGCUGGGUUCAACGAUCCUAUAUUUUAUAUGUUAGCUGAGAUAGCCAAGUCAAUAAAGAUGUUUGCUGAUAGAAUAGAGGAUUACGCUACACACGGCACGGAAGAUUUUGUAUCGGACAUAGAAUGGAGACUCAGUGAUUUGGAGGAUCCUUUAGUAAAUUCGAAGGAGUUAUUCCCCCCUGGAAGAACAAAUGAUAGAUUAAAGAGAAACCAUUUUAAUCUUGUUGAAUGGAUUACUUAUCAGAUGUCGAUGGAAUGCCUUGUUUCAGCAGUUGUAACCGAUGGUGUAAUAGGAACACCUUGGGAUAGCAGUGGUAGUUCAUAUGAAACCGAAUGUGACAGGCAACAUUGGGAUAUAUUUAAUACUGACCUUGAUGUGAAGAAAAUUAUGUUUUUUAGAGAUGAUGAAGCAAAUGGGGAUGUUGCCUUGGCAUUGUGUGAGCAGUAUGAAGGGCAGGCAUUAGUAGCCGGUGCUGUCGUUAACUCAGUGCAGUUUCCUGUACUUGCAAAGGGUUCUGGAGAGAUUAUUAUAAAAACUUGUUGUAUAGCGUUUUGUGGUCAGAAUGUAAGAGUAGCAUCUGUGGUGAUAGACUCUGUAACCAGAAUUUCCGAACUGGAGGAUUAUAUGAAAGAACUUAAAUCACAUGGACUUCCAGAAGAAAAAUCAAUCGCGUUUAUGUAUGCUUCCGUCUGCCACGGCUAUAAUCAAUAUCAAAAAGACAAUGUACAAUCAAAAUGUUUUCGGAAAUAUUUUCCAAAGACUCCAUUAUUUGGAACAUUUGUAAGGGAAGGAAUCGGAUCUACAGGAUCAGUGCCAGAACCUCCUGAAAUUGAUGAAGAUUUCGAUAUUUGGUUCACCUACCGUGAUGAGCUUUAUUCAAAAUUAUACCAUCAAUAUAAAUCUAUACUGUGCUUGGUUUCAUUUCAAUGA